This is a messenger RNA of Acinonyx jubatus (cheetah), 3791 nucleotides long. RefSeq names its product sphingosine-1-phosphate receptor 5 (gene S1PR5). Lineage: Eukaryota; Metazoa; Chordata; Mammalia; Carnivora; Felidae. The coding region runs from base 948 to 2192 and encodes 414 amino acids. Gene Ontology annotation, biological process: G protein-coupled receptor signaling pathway. The record is from RefSeq and is a predicted model, not a curated record. Gene Ontology annotation, molecular function: sphingosine-1-phosphate receptor activity. The transcript is spliced from 2 exons. Gene Ontology annotation, cellular component: membrane.
CUGUGGGGCACCAGCACUAAAGCAUUACCCAUCCCUUUCCUCUGGCCCCACUGACUGCACUACCUCGCAUGUGUCUCUGGCAUCUUUGGUUGGAGCUAGAAGGAACUGUUCUGCCUCCCCAAGGAACACGGCCGGCAGAAGCCACCAGGAUUCCCAAGGAGCUACCUGGCGACGCAACCAGGCCUGGGUGCCCCUCGAGAUCUUUACCCCCAGCCUCUGAUUCAGCGCCCCUGGGACGCCCUCACCCCACCCGCUGCUGGCAGAGCCCGAGCAGAGGCCAAGUCAAUGGCACCAUCCUGGAGAAGGUCCGCGGCCACCCGGCCCAGCCCCUUUCCUGCCUGUAGCCUCUGGUCUGAGGGUGCGGGAGCUGGGCCUGGCCAGGAAGCUCCUGGGAACUGGGAGAGGGGGCGUGGGGCCAGCUGAGACUGGCCCGCUGGAGGCCUGGGAGAGGCGUGGGAGAGUGACACAAAGACACAGCCAACGACUGAAAGAGACCCACCCUGGGAGACCCACUGAAAGAAAUACACACACAGAAAGCGAGGGAAACAUUCAUUCAUUCGCUCACUCAUCGGUUAAUUUAUAGGGCCUGGGCUGUGUCCCAGCAGUGCUCACGACAGAUGCAAAUCCCUGCCUCCAUGGGGACUGACAGUCUGAUGGGGACACAGCCCAGAAACACGUUAAAUGACUAAAUCACAGUGUUGGAAGCAAUAAGGGGAGGGGGGGGGCAGGAGGGCUUAGGAGCCAGACCUUUCUCAUUUGGAGAGAUUCAGGUUCCCACCAGAAUCCUGCCUUCACCUUCUCCUGAACUCGCUGUAAGCCAGGUGCGGGAUAGAAGAAAUGGAGAGGGGGCUGCGCCGCGAGUCCCUAUCUGCUGGGGAAAGGGGACUGAGGCCACCGCUGCUCUUGCUGAAGACCCCCCUAACCUGCGCUUCCAGGGUCCCUCAACGAUGGGGCGUUCUUGGGGUGCAGCCCGGAGGCUCAGCUGGAAGCCUUGGGGCGGGCGGCCCAUGGAGCCCGGGCUGCUGCGGCCGGCGCCGGUGAGCGAGGUCAUCGUCUUGCAUUACAACUACACGGGCAAGCUUCGCGGAGCACGCUACCAGCCCGGCGCCGGGCUGCGUGCGGACGCUGUCGUGUUCCUGGCCGUGUGCGCGCUCAUCGUGCUGGAGAACUUGGCGGUGCUGAUCGUGCUGGGGCGCCACUCGCGCUUCCAUGCGCCCAUGUUCCUGCUCCUGGGCAGCCUUACGCUGUCCGACCUGCUGGCGGGCGCGGUCUAUGCCGCCAACAUCCUGCUGUCGGGGCCUCUCACGCUGCGCCUGUCGCCCACGCUCUGGUUCGCGCGUGAAGGGGGCGUCUUCGUGGCGCUCGCCGCGUCCGUGCUGAGCCUCCUGGCCAUCGCGCUCGAGCGCCGCCUCACCAUGGCCCGCCGAGGACCCGCACCCGCCUCCCGUUGGGGACGCACGCUGGCGCUGGUGGCCGCCGCCUGGGGCGUGUCGGUGCUUCUCGGACUACUGCCCUCGCUCGGCUGGAACUGCCUGGGCCGCCUGGACGCCUGCUCCACCGUCCUGCCGCUCUACGCCAAGGCCUACGUGCUCUUCUGUGUGCUCGCCUUCCUCGGCAUCCUGGCCGCCAUCUGUGCGCUCUACGCGCGCAUCUACUGCCAGGUGCGUGCCAACGCGCGCCGCCUGCGGGAGCGCCCCCGGGCCGCGGGGGGCGCCUCCGCUCGGGCACGCCACACGCCGCGCUCGCUGGCCCUGCUGCGCACGCUCAGCGUGGUGCUCCUGGCCUUCGUGGUGUGCUGGGGCCCUCUCUUCCUGCUGCUCUUACUCGACGUGGCGUGCCCAGCGCGCGCCUGCCCCGUGCUCCUGCAGGCCGACCCCUUCCUGGGUCUGGCCAUGGCCAACUCGCUUCUGAACCCGAUCAUUUACACGCUCACCAACCGCGACCUGCGCAACGCCCUCCUGUGUCUCGGCCGCCGCGGCCGCUGCCCCUGCAGCAGAGGGCACGGCGCCUCCCAGGGGUCCGAGAGCGCUGCUGGGGCUUCGGGACGCUUGAGCCGCUCGCUGCCCCCUGGCUUGGACGGCAGCUCCAGCCGCUCCGAGCGCUCCUCACCCCAGCGGGACGGGCCGGACACUGGCGGCCCGGGUGCGCCCACAGCCGCCCGGACCCUGGUACCGGCACCUGCCGCAGACUGACGCCCUUUGGCCCGCCGUUGCCCUCCCUGUUUUUGCAGACUUUUCUUCUUAAAUAAAGGAAUUUGUAGGAAAAGCAGCCGAAGGUGGUGGAGACAGAAGAGAUGAAGGGAAAUGUAUUUUAUUGGUGCUAAACCCCACAGCAGUGAACAAACAAAACAGACAAGAAUCGCGGCCCUUGUGGAAUUGACAUUCUGAUGGGGGGCACGGGCAAUAUCGGAGUGGGGAAAUCAUGGAGAUAAUUCCAGCUGCAAUAUCGUGAUGCGAUGGUGGUCAGGGGAUGCUUCUCUGCUGGAGUGAUGACAUAUGAUGUAAGCUGAGCGGUCAUUGCCCUGGGGGCACUUGAAAGAAGAGCAUUUCAGGGUGAGGAACAGUAGUGCAAAGGCCCUGAGGCUGGAACAUGCCUGCGUGUUCUAUGAAAAGCAAAGAUCCCCUCACGGCUGGAGCAGCGCUGGAGGGGGUGGAUGGUGGGAGAAACAAAGGCAGGGAGAUGAUGGGACCCACAGUGCAGAGCCUUGUGGGUCCCCUGGAGGACUUUGGUUUUGCUCUGAGUGAGGCGAGAGGCAGAGGGCGGACUUGAUGUGCUUCAGCUGUUCACAGAUCUCUGUAAGGGUGAAGGUAGAAGCUAGAACAAGGUGAAGGUGCCCGCACUGGUCCAGGGGAGCAGCGAUGGGGACUCGGACCAUGUGGAUUCUGAAUAGAUCUUGGAGACAGCAGACAGGAUUCCCGAGAAAUGGAGUGUGAGAGAAAGAAAAAAAUCAAGGACAGUUUCCCUCCCCGGUUUAGAGGAGAGGAUACCAAAGACAGGGCAGACCUAAAAUUUGACUGUGGGAGACUCAGCCAGUUCCUCUCUCGGAAACAGGAUUUCUCUGAGCGUGGUGUCAGAUCCUUCGUAAAAAAAUGAAAAUAUAAUAAAAUAAGGAGAACAGUUACAGCUUAUUGCGUCUGGCUAGUCAUCCCCACAGUGGUAGGCCCAGGACGCCCCUCUCACCCUUACUGCAACCUUGCAAAGUGGGUUUCCUCACCCUGAUUUGACAGAUGAGGAAAUUCCAAGCAGUGAGUACCUUGCCUGGUGUCUGGGCUAGGAUAAUACUGACCCAGACUGUCAGGCCCCGGGGCCCUAAGAAGCGCAGGCCUGAUGUCUGGUUCUGGUGGAGGGGUGUGGCAAAGCCAGACGCUCCCUGCCUCGGUGGUCUGCAUUCUUGUCUGGGGGGGGGGGGGCCCUCUUUGUGCCCAUAAGAAGCUCCAGGCCUGCUGGCUGUGGCCACAGGAUGUCCCUAGAUGCAUUCCCGACCCUAGUGCCACAUUGCUGACCCAGGGGAGGGGCGGGGGGCUUCGGGCUCCAGGAGACCCUACAACUGCAGGCAGCCACAAAGACAGCAGUGUCUUUUGGGGGCCACUGACCCAGCCUGGAGGCCUGAGUGUCCCGCUGACUUCGCUCAGGGCGUCCCUGAAGGCCACACGCACCGGAAAUCAACCUAUUUCCUGGAACACAAACACACUCAAGGCUGGACACUCCCAGGACUGGACCUAAUCCUCCCCCCCCCUCCCACCCAACUCCCGCUGCCCCGGCCUGGCACCCCUAACCCCAGACUCCUUUAU